This is a messenger RNA of Rhopalosiphum padi (bird cherry-oat aphid), 3406 nucleotides long. Its product is annotated as PHD finger protein 14-like. Gene Ontology annotation, biological process: regulation of transcription by RNA polymerase II. The record is from RefSeq and is a predicted model, not a curated record. NCBI's taxonomy places the organism in Eukaryota, Metazoa, Arthropoda, Insecta, Hemiptera, Aphididae. The coding region runs from base 663 to 3128 and encodes 821 amino acids. The transcript has 20 exons.
AUGUAGGCUAUACUUGACACUUUGAGUACUUCGACAGCCGUGUUCAAAUUGUUCAAUAGUAACUAUGACAAAAUACAUGUAUUGUAUUUUGUCAUGAUAGUAACUGCAUUUUAAAUUAAUAACUAAUACUUAUUUACCUAACUGUAAUAUUAUAGUCUAUAAUAUAAUGUGCCGAACAAAUCCGAAAUGUUGAAUUAAUAUACAUGUUAAAUAUUAUAUUAUUCAAUUUUAUAAUUGUGUAUCGGGUAUCGCGUAAUCUAUAGAUUAUAAACUACGAAUGGAGUAUGGGCCACAGUCCCGAUAAUUUGAAGCAUAAACUAUUGACUUAUUAACGACAAGCCAAAAUGACUUAAACUGUACACACGCGCAAUCGCCGCAAUCUCAACCGUCGCAUAUUUAUCCAAUUUCAAGUGUAAAUACGCGACGAUUAUACUCGCACAUGCGUAGAUAGCGCGUCUCAUCCAAAUGUCCGUCGCUUAUAAAAAUAUGUGUAUUUGUAUUUCAUUGUGCUAAUUGUGCUUCAAAAGUUAAAGUUACAUUGUUAAUACUGGCAAGAUGACUCCAUACACCAUUGUCUAUACAUGUGUUUCUACAUAUUAAAUAUAUAACAAAAUACAAAUUGAAUAUUGUAUUAAUUUGGAGAAUAAGACCGGACAAUUAAAAUGGAACGUGAUCCCAAUAAAAGAAAAGUCAAACCUCCUGCUAACCCGGAAUUGGUACAUUUAGAUGAUAUAGAUGGUGAAAGUUCUUCUGAUAGUGAUUUCCGUAUUGAAGAUCACUGUGUUAAUAGUGAAUCAGAUUCUGAUAGAGCUUCAUAUUUGACAUUUACUGAUGAUGAUGAUAAUCAAGAAGAAGUUGAAAAAGAUGAUGAAGAUGAUAUUAGAUGUAGUGAUAGUAAUAUGACCACUGAUGUCACAAGUAUCGUUACACACAAUCAAGAUAAUUCUAUAAAAGUAAAUUUAAAAGAAAUAGUAGAUAAUAUUCAUAUUUGUAGUAUUUGCUUAGGCGAUGCUAGUGAUGAUGUCAACGAAUUAAUAGAUUGUGAUGAAUGUGGUAUAUCAGUUCAUGAAGGUUGUUAUGGUGUUCAUGAUUCCGGAAGUGUUAGUUCAUCUGUUUCAUCAUGUUCCAUGGAACCAUGGUUUUGUGAAGCUUGUAAAGCAGGCAUAGAAAAUCCUACUUGUGAAUUAUGUCCUAAUUUUGGUGGAAUAUUUAAAGAGACAGAUUGUGGAAAAUGGGUACAUUUAGUAUGUGCUCUAUAUGUACCUGGUAUAACUUUUGGUGAAGUCACAAGUCUCAGUAGAGUUAUGUUAUUCGCAAAUACUACACCUCGGUGGGGUAAUAAACGAUGCAGUUUGUGUAAAGAUAUGAGAUUUAGUUGUACUGGUGUGACUAUUGGAUGUGAUGCUGGGAUGUGCAGAUCUAAUUUCCAUGUUACUUGUGCUCAACAAGAAGGUAGUUUAUCAGAAGCAACAAGUCCAGAAACUGAUCAAACAGAUCCAUUUUAUGCUCAUUGCAAGUUGCAUGUAGACAAACUAGUAGCAAAGAAAAGAAAAAGAAAUUGGGAAAUACUUCAAUUAAGAACAAAGCAAAUGAAAUUAUUGCGUGAACAACAGUCUUCUGAAAAAUCAGCUACAUGGCAACGUAAUCAACGAAGGCUUGAAAAAUUACGAUCUAAGUAUUAUGAAACGAAAAAAAUCAGUAUAACUGAGUCAACAUUUAAGUCCAAAGUUCCUCGUCCCAUUACAACCUCAGCUUCAGCAUGUCGAGCCCUUUGGUUAAAAGCUGGCUUAAUGGGUGUAAAUAUGGCUUCCUGUGAGGCUAUUGAAGGACAAAUAAAAGCAUUGCGCGAUGUACCAAAAAAAUGGAAUGUACCUACUACAUUUAGUUUGGAAUUUGUAAGUUACUUCAUGGAUAGAAAUUUAAGAUUGACAGAUUUGAAAAAUCAGCUUAAACAUUUUACUGACCAAAAUAUCAAACUUCAUGAUGAACAAAUAAUUGUACAAAAAAAAUAUGAUCAAGAGUCCAAAAACAAUGAGAUUCAAAAACAAAAACAUUUAGAACUUAAAAAUAUUAUUACGGCAUACCAUACUGUCAUUAAUAUGUGCAAUCCUAAUGCUAAUAUUUUAGAUGUAGAUAUACUUACUAGAGAAGUUCAAAAUGAUCAUAAUUCUUUUAUAAUAAACAGUUCAACUCCUACUCCUGCUGUCUUAAAAGCAGGUCUUGGAAUAUCAAUCAGAAAUAAUGAUAAUUUAGAAAUUACAGAUAAUGUGGCACCACUAGGUUUGUACAAUAAAUGUGGUAUUUGUAGUCGUACAAAUGAUCAACACUUGUUGGCAAAAUGUGAUACAUGUUAUUUAUACUACCAUUUGGGUUGUUUAAAUCCACCACUGACUAGAAUGCCUAAGAAAACCAAAUUAUUUGGAUGGCAAUGCAGUGAAUGUGACAAUAGUAAUUCUAACUCUGAACCAGAAACAGUUGAUCCAAAUGCUCCUAGAAAAUUAAGAUAUGGUGGUAGAGAGCGAUCUAUGUCAGACAGUCAUAGGUCUUCAUCCAUUGUUAAUGAUUUACAGGAUUUCAAUAGUCUUACAGAACAGAGUAAAAUGCCUGGUGUAUCAAAGAAAAAAAAACAUGAACGGCACAGGGAGAGGUAUUCUCCAGAAAUAAUAACAAAACGAGUGAAGUCUCGCAAACGCAAACAUAAGCACCAUAGGGAUAAUAAUACUUCAGAAUUAGAACCAACUAAUGAUUAUUUAGUUAAUGAACCACCACGACAAGGAAUUAAGCUAUUUAUAAAAUCUGUACCAAGUGCUAGUGGAGUUAAAACAACAUCUUCACAGUUACUUAUUGCAUCACCAGUAGAUGAAACACCUCAAACUUCUACAAAAACCAAACCAGAAAAGAGUGUUGCACCACUCAGAAUAACAACAACAUUGACAGAUAUUAAAUUGACUCCUAAAUGUAAUACUUGUCAAACAACUGGAACAAGCAUUACAAUGGUUCAGUGUGAUGAAUGCAGUAAAAAUUUUCAUUUUUGUUGUCUUGAUCCCCCAGUGAAAAAAUCACCAAAAGUACGAGGAUACUCGUGGCACUGUGCUGAAUGUGAUCCAACGGACAGUGACUCUUCUUAAAAAUAUUUGGAAGCACAAUCUUCUUCAUUGCUAUGUAUCAAUGAUCUUCAAUGAUUAUUUGUACUCAAAAUGGUUUUAAAAUUUUUUUUUCUAUUGUAUUUUAAAAUUAAAUUCCUCAUAAUGUGUUAAUAUUAUAUAAAUAACAUAUUAUAUCAUAUUUUUUUUUUUAAAUUUAAGAUCAUUUGAGUAUAGGUAGUACUCAUAUAUUAUUAGUGUACUACAUUAUUAUGUAAUUCAACUUUAGAUUUUCCAAAUAAAAUAAAUUAACUAAGUGUGAA